Messenger RNA from Aspergillus campestris IBT 28561, 1677 nucleotides. RefSeq names its product FAD-binding oxidoreductase. Bases 1 to 1677 code for a protein of 558 amino acids. Gene Ontology annotation, molecular function: FAD binding. NCBI's taxonomy places the organism in Eukaryota, Fungi, Ascomycota, Eurotiomycetes, Eurotiales, Aspergillaceae. The record is from RefSeq and is a predicted model, not a curated record. The transcript has 2 exons.
AUGAAGUCCCUCCUGGUUCUCCCUCUCCUGGUUGUCCUCUCUUCGUGCGCCCCAGAUCCCCCUCGCUGUCGCUGCAGACCGCACGAGCCCUGCUGGCCUGCACCGCAAGAAUGGACCAGCCUCAAUCACUCCAUCGCCGGUAAUUUGGCCGCUGUGCGCCCCGCAGCAGCCGUCUGUUAUCCCGGCGCAGACGCUGACUCUGACUCCUGCAAAGAGGUAACCUCCUCGUGGAACAACUCCACUUGGCGCGCCGCCCAUCCCGGCGCCCUGCAGUGGGAGAACUGGGAAGCCUCGUCUGCUCGCGACGAGAGCUGCUACAUUGAGUCAGCCGAGUCCACCUCCUGCGGUCAGGGCCGUAUCUCGCUGUACUCGGCGCAGGCCAAAACCGCCGCGCACAUCCAGGAGGCGGUGCGGUUCGCGAAGAAACACAAUCUCCGUCUCGCCGUCAAGAACUCGGGUCACUGCUACCUGGGCCGGUCGUCAGCGCCGGACUCGUUGCAGAUCCUGACUAGCGCCAUGAAAGGCAUCCACAUCGUCGAUGACUUCGUCCCUGCCGGUGGACCUCGAUCGGAGGGUCAGGCCGUGACCCUGGACGCCGGCGUCACGCUCGAGGAGAUGUAUGCCGCUCUGGCGGAGAAGGAACGCAUCGCUGUUGGGGGCGCUGCCCGCUCCGUCGCCCCCGCGGGUGGCUAUCUCCAGGGCGGGGGACACUCGUUCCUGGGGCCAUGGAAGGGAAUGGCCUCUGAUAAUGCGCUGGAGUUCUCGGUGGUCACUGCGCGCGGCGACUUGGUCAUCGCGAACGAGUAUCAAAACACCGACCUCUUCUGGGCGCUGCGCGGCGGCGGCGGCGGCACCUUCGGCGUCGUUGUCAACGCCACCGUGCGCACCUUCGACGAAGUCCCCCUCGUUCUAUCCGAUCUCAAGAUCUCCACGCCCGCCGGAAAUCCCUCCUUCUGGCGAGCCAUGGCCGGCUUCCACGCCGCCCUACCGCGUCUUGUCGACGUCGGCGGCGCCGGCUACUACUUCAUGGUGCCGGAAAUGCCUCUCUUAGGCGACGCGAUCAGCAUCUCCGGCAUGACCGUCGUGAUGCACUUCCCCAACAUGACAGACAAAGCGCGCAUCGACGACCUCUUCGACCCGCUCGUCAAAACCCUCCGCUCCAACAAGGGCGUCACCGCCCUGUACCAGUCCAAGCGCGUCCCCAACAUCGAGACCCUCAUCAAGGAUGCCCUCAACCCCGGCGGCAAGGAAGACGUCGGCGGGAGCAAGCGCGCCGCCUCACGGCUCUACUCGCGCGAUCUGCUCACCUCCCCGUCCGGCGCAGACAAUCUCGUCUCCGCCCUGCAGUCCCUGCACUUUAACCCUGGCGAGACCGUCCUCGGUAAUAUCGUCGCGGGCGGCGCCGUCGCCGCUAACGCAGGCCGCGUCGACAGCGCGCUGAACCCCGCGUGGCGGCAGGCCCUGCUGCAUCUUGUUGUCGAGCGCCGCUGGACGGCCGUCGCUACCCUCGAGGAGCAGGAUGUUGUCAAGGCGAAUAUCACGGAUGUUGAGGUGCCGAUUCUGCGUGGGGUGGAGGGCGCGGAUGCCAUGGGGGCGUAUCUGAAUGAGGCGGAUGCGGAUGAGACGGACUUUCAGGCUUCGUUCUGGGGAAGAAUUAUCCCGAGUUGUAUCGGUUGA